GCACCGCCCCUGCGUCUCCGCGCACACCCGGAAGCCGCGCGCAGCGGAGCCAGGCGAGCGUGUGGCGGCCAGGAGGCAAGAUGGCCGCUGGUCAGAAUGGCCAUGAGGAGUGGGUGGGCAGUGCAUACCUGUUUUUGGAGUCUGCGGUGGACAAGGUGGUCCUGUCUGAAGCCUACACAGAUCCCAAGAAGAAGGUGGCAAUAUACAAGGCUCUGCAGACUGCAUUGUCAGAGAGUGGGGACAGCCCUGACGUACUGCAGAUACUCAAGAUCCACUGCAGCGACCCUCAGCUCAUCGUCCAGUUGCGUUUCUGCGGGCGCCUGCUGUGCGGGCGCUUCCUCCAAGCCUACCGCGAGGGGGCGCUGCGCACCGCGCUGCAGAGGUGCAUGGCGGCGGCGCUGGCCCAGGAAGCGGUGCGGUUGCAAUUGGAGCUGCGCGCUGGUGCGGAGCAGCUGGACAGUUGGCUGACCGAUGAAGAGCGCUGUUUGAAUUACAUCUUAGCCCAGAAGCCCGACCGGCUCAGGGACGAGGAACUCGCGGAGCUGGAGGACGAGCUCUGCAAACUGACGUGUGACUGCACUGACCAGGGCGGAGCCACACAGGUAGUAGCUCCCGCAGGUUCGAAGUCCCUGGUUUCCUCUCCCACCGAGGAGAAGCCACUGCCGGCCGCCUGCCAGACUUUUCUGUUCCAGGGUCAGCCCAUAGUGAACCGGCCACUGAAUCUGCAAGACCAGCAGACGUUCGCGCGCUCAGUGGGCCUCAAGUGGCGCAGGGUGGGGCGCUCGCUGCAGCGAAGCUGUAAAGCCCUGAGAGAUCCUGCCCUCGACUCGCUGGCCUACGAGUAUGAGCGUGAUGGGCUCUAUGAGCAGGCCUUCCAGCUGCUGCGCCGGUUCAUGCAAGCCGAAGGCCGCCGGGCCACACUGCAACGGCUGGUGGAGGCGCUGGAGGAGAACGAGCUCACCAGUCUAGCGGAGGAUCUGCUGGGCCAGGCGGAGCCUGAUGGCGGCCUGGCCUAAGUCUAGUACUGUGGGAAAGGGCGGCCAAGCAGCGCGUCAGCCAGUGUUUGGAACCCACGGAUGGCUGUUGGUGAUGUCGCUACUGCUGGCCGCUUUCCACCCACUGGACUCGGAGAGUAUACACACUCCCCUACCUAGCUGAGCUGCUGGAGUGGAACUAAUUCCUCCAACCGCGCCCCAGGAGCCAGGCAAGCACCGCAGGGGUACAUCGCUGAGGACCACACAAAAAGUGGACUUCCUGCAAAAACCCACUAAGCCCCCAGACCUUCUGAAACCUAGAUGUCAUCCAAGGUGCUACAAAAACUGUCACGAGCAGGAUGCACGAUUUUCCCUGCCCUUGGCUCACACUAGUCAGGGGACCUAAGCACUUUGCAGCGAUAAUAAAAUGUAACUCUUUUACAGA
Apodemus sylvaticus (European woodmouse) is the source of this 1419-nucleotide messenger RNA. It is a transcript of the gene Tradd, whose product is annotated as TNFRSF1A associated via death domain. The transcript has 5 exons. NCBI's taxonomy places the organism in Eukaryota, Metazoa, Chordata, Mammalia, Rodentia, Muridae. Gene Ontology annotation, cellular component: tumor necrosis factor receptor superfamily complex. Bases 81 to 1016 code for a protein of 311 amino acids. Gene Ontology annotation, biological process: extrinsic apoptotic signaling pathway; positive regulation of canonical NF-kappaB signal transduction. The record is from RefSeq and is a predicted model, not a curated record. Gene Ontology annotation, molecular function: transmembrane receptor protein tyrosine kinase adaptor activity.